Molecule: messenger RNA, 2790 nt
Organism: Helianthus annuus (common sunflower)
Lineage: Eukaryota; Viridiplantae; Streptophyta; Magnoliopsida; Asterales; Asteraceae
Product: septin and tuftelin-interacting protein 1 homolog 1
Exons: 2
Coding region: 132-2510 (792 amino acids)
Biological process (GO): spliceosomal complex disassembly
Cellular component (GO): U2-type post-mRNA release spliceosomal complex
Molecular function (GO): nucleic acid binding
Source: RefSeq, a predicted model, not a curated record
GACCCACACAAUGACAUCUACUCAAAACUUGACCCACACGGAAUUAAGCCAACAUCACCGGCGGCGAUUAUCAUCUUUUGUGCGAUCGACAUCUUCUAACAAUAUCAAUCAAGGUUGUUUAUUGAGGAAUCAUGGGCAAAGAAAAACGUCAACAAACGAAAAAUGACGUGCUAUACGGUAUCUUUGCUGAUACCGACAGCGGCUCAGAAGGUGGGCCCCACAAGAACAAACGGAGGAAAGAUUUGUCCAAAAAACAAGAGCUAACCAAGCCACUAUAUUUUGUAUCUAAAGGCGUUGUGAUGCCAAAUCAUGACAUUGAUCAAAGUUCUAAAGAUAAGAAUGAAAAUGAUAAUCAAGAUGAUGAUGGUAGCAUGCCUGGUGUAGGCUUUAGUGGGUCGAGUUUGGCCCGUUCUGGUUUUGGGUCAAAGAACAUGAACGGUGAUGAUGAAGAAGAGGUCAACGACACCAGUGUUGACUUUAUUCCUACUGCAUUUGGUAAACAGUUCAAGCAACGUGUACUUCAAAGGCGUGAAGUAAACAAGAGGUCAUCUCAAGUAAGAUCAGGGAGUAGAGAAACAAAAGAUGAGGGAAGUGUAGGCACUUUUGAAAAACACACAAAAGGGAUCGGGUCGAAACUACUUGAAAAAAUGGGUUAUAAAGGAGGAGGGCUCGGGAAAAAUGCACAAGGUAUUGUAGCUCCAAUAGAAGCUAAAUUACGUCCCAAAAAUCUGGGAGUGGGGUACGAAGAAACAGUCGAUAUGCCCGUAUUACAACAACCCUUAGGUCCGAAUAAGAGGUCACCUCAAUCUAUUUCUGAAAGUCAACCGAACGAGAAGAUGUGGUCAAAGCAAGGUCGGUCAAAAAAGAAGAAAAAAGACUACGUAACCGCAGAGGAGUUGCUGGUGAAGAAACAAGAACCGGGAUUAGAUGUGGUUCAGAAAGUGUUCGAUAUGCGGGGCCCACAAGUUCGAGUGUUGACAAAUUUGGAGAAUUUGAAUGUCGAUGAUGUCCCAAUGCCCGAGCUUCAAUAUAAUGUGAGAUUAGUUCUUGAUCUUGCUGAGCUGGAUAUUCAAAAACUCGAUCAGCUUCUGAGAAAUGAAAGGGAAACUGUUGUCACUUUGCCGAAAGAAAAAGAAAAGUUGAAGAACGAUGCUAACCAACUGAAAAAACAGCUCGAUAGUAUGGAAGAGAUUGUUACCGUGGUGGAACAGUUAGAUCACGAUAGUCAAACUGGUACGUUGACUUUAGACUCGCUUGCUAAAUCGUUCAGGAAUUUAAAGACUCGGUUUCCCGAUGAGUACACGUUCGGUAGUUUAUCUACAAUCGCAUGCUUUUUCGCUUUGCCAUUGUUGUUUACAAAAUUUCACGGGUGGGACCCACUAAAGAACCCCGAAAACCACUUAAACGUUGUUUCCGUUUGGAAAGAUUUGUUACAAGGAGACGAGAUUUUCGAUUCACCGUACACUCAGCUCUUUACGGAAGUUGUUUUUCCGGCUAUAAGAAUAUCGAUCACAAACACGUGGCAAGCUCGGGACCCGGAACCGUUGCUGAAGUUUCUCGAUGCUUGGGAAAAACUAAUACCAUAUCAGGCUCUUCAAACCGUACUCGAUAAUAUUGUGAUGCCAAAACUAUCGGCUGCGGUUAACUCGUGGGACCCGACUAAACAUAUCGCUAUACAUAGAUGGGUUCAUCCAUGGAUACCGUUGUUAGGGCAAAAGCUCGAUACGUUAUAUCCUACUAUAAGAAACCAGUUAGAAAGUUCUCUUCACGUUUGGCACCCGAGCGAUGUGUCAGCAUACGCGAUUUUAUCACCUUGGAAGCCGGUUUUCGAUCCGGGAAGUUGGGAACAGAUAAUGGUUCGGUUUAUAGUUCCUAAAUUGUUGGUUGUUAUGCAUGAAUUUAAAGUCAAGCCGGUUGACCAGAAGGUUGACCAAUUUGAUUGGGUUAAGAUUUGGGCUGGUGUUAUUCCUGUUCAUCAUAUGCUUCGUAUAAUGGAUGUGUUUUUUAACAAAUGGCAAGAAGUUUUAUACCAGUGGUUGUGUUCAAAACCAGAUUUUCAACAAGUGAAUACUUGGUUUGUGGGUUGGAGGGAUCGUAUACCGGCUGAGCUGUCGUCCAAUGAACAUAUACAGGCCCGGUUAUACGUGGGUCUAGAGAUGAUGAACCAGGCGGCUGAAGGGUUGGAUGUGGUUCAACCGGGUGUGAGAGAAAAGGUUAGCUACUUGAAGCCGGCGGCGACAAUGGUCCAGCAAGUUGACGAUGUGGGCGGCGGUGUGGAUUUGAGUUUGAAAGAAGUUGUGGAGUUUUAUGCACAGCGGAAUGAUUUGUUGUUUAAACCGAAAACUGGGAGAAUGCGGGACGGACAUCAAGUAUACGGGUUUGGGAAUAUUAGUAUAAUUAUAGAUUCUGUUAAUCAGAAAGUGUUUGCUAAAGUUGAAGAUGGAUGGUCUCUUGUAUCCCUUGAACAGUUAGUGGAGCUGGAGAAGAAUUCUGUCAUGAAAAGACACUGAAUUAUGAAGAUUUGAGGUGAUUUUGUAGUAUGUUUUGGUUAUUUGAUACCAUUUUGACCCCCUAACUUAAUAUAGUUUGAUUACACAAUGACUGUGACUACGCUCAUGUCUAUACGUUGUGCAUAAUAUUAUUAUACUUUCCUGUUUUAACUAUGUUAUUCUUUCACAUACGUUGUGCAUAACGUUAUACUUUCUUGUUUUUACUGUUUUAUUCUUUCAUAUAUGUUGUGUAUGAUGUUGUACUUUCCUGUUUUUAUCAUGUUAUUCUUCCCUUUUGUUA